Messenger RNA from Lottia gigantea (owl limpet), 768 nucleotides. RefSeq lists its product as hypothetical. The transcript has a single exon. The record is from RefSeq and is a predicted model, not a curated record. Lineage: Eukaryota; Metazoa; Mollusca; Gastropoda; Lottiidae. The coding region runs from base 1 to 768 and encodes 255 amino acids.
AUGAAUUUCCAAAGAUUCAAGCAAUUAUGGACUUCACAGGGAUUCCCGAAGUACGACGACAUACAGAGUGUAAAAAGUAUACACAACACUGUUAGAUACAUCACGAAAGAGGACCAUAAGGCAAUAUUAGACCACAUUGACAUGGAUUUGGUAAGCCUUCCAUGUAAGGCUUGGGUAACUGCUCAAAGAUAUUAUAAGAUGAAGAAUCUACCAGCUAACAGUGACCCUUACUGCAAUCUACCCCCACACCAGAAGAAAUCAUUCAUGGAGAUAUAUGAAGAAUAUGCGAAGCAGAAUGUAGAAGAUGACGUGAAGGAAAUGUAUAAAGAAGAGAAAUUAAGAAGAUGGCAGAGGGCUUGUAUAAGGAUACUAAAGGAGACAGAAGAUAGAGAAAUUGUAUGGAUAUUCGACAAGGAUGGAGGAGCAGGAAAGACAUACCUAUGCAAACAUUUAAAUGCAGUAGAGGGAGCAGCAAUAUUUCAGAAUGGAAAUUCAAAAGACAUCAGCUAUGCAUAUAAUGGCGAAAGUAUUGUAUGUUUCAACUAUACCAAAGAAGAUGAGAAGUUUGUGAAUUAUGCUAUCCUAGAAAACCUGAAAGAUGGAUAUCUAUUCUCCGCCAAGUAUGACAGCAAGACAAAACAUUUCAAAAGUCCAAAGGUGGUAUGUAUGGCUAACUUUAUGCCCGAUGAAACUAAAAUGUCAGCAGAUCGCUAUUGGAAUUUCCAGUUAAUGAAAAAAGAAGACGAAUACAAAAUGAUCAUAUGUUAA